Messenger RNA from Hirsutella rhossiliensis, 1032 nucleotides. RefSeq lists its product as uncharacterized. The transcript has a single exon. NCBI's taxonomy places the organism in Eukaryota, Fungi, Ascomycota, Sordariomycetes, Hypocreales, Ophiocordycipitaceae. The record is from RefSeq and is a predicted model, not a curated record. Bases 1 to 1032 code for a protein of 343 amino acids.
AUGGCUGACUGUGCUACCGGUUGCUGUGACAUUCGACUCCUGAGUCGCGACGAGAAGCGCAAAGAGUUCGAACAUGACCCAGCCAAUGCUCAAGACACCUGCCAAGGCCUCCGUGAUGAUCUAUUCAGUAUCGGCUUCAACUAUUUCGCCUUCGACGCCGAUACUGCAAGCAUUGAAGAGAAACUGCACGACGCAUGGGACGAGGUGAUCCAUGCCGCCAAGAUUAUCCCCUUUGCUGAUGCUGAGAUUGAUCGACUUGUUACGCUUAUUCUCGAGCUUCGAGAGCUCGGGCAGCUUGCCCGAAAGCAUGACGACGCCACCUCCAAUGAAGCGGCCAUCAUGCCCAACGGCCAGCGACUGUGGAUUGAUCUCCCCUACCUCGCCGACGAGCUCUACGAAUCUUGGACAAAUGAAUCCAUGGCAUUUGCAGCCCCCCAGCGGCAGAGCCUUGCCGUUCUUACCAGCAAGCUCUACGCCGCUGGGGCUUGUGCUGCCGACCUGGCCCAUUGUGCGCUUUGGCUCUUCAAGGAAGCGCUGGAAACGGAAAGGCCCCAGACCGCCUCUUUUUCUGAAGAAGGCACCUCCAACAAGUCCAAACCUCCCAUCGCCGACAUGCUUCUCGCCUGUCUUCAAUGGUUCAAGUACGGCAAGAUCAAGCUUGCCAAACUGUCCGUCGAAAACUACCACCCUGCCUCGGGCCACGACGACCAGGACUCGACUUCUCCGGGACCUCUUGCAACUGAGGCCGGCAUCACGAACCAAGGCUUUAGUCUGGCGAGGUGGUUGUUCUGGAGACGACGCUUGGGGGAGCUGUACCGCCAUGGUUGCGACCAAGUUGCGAAGCCCGCCAAAAGCUGCUUCGAGGAGAUGGUAAACGCAGGGUCAUCAAUAGGCAUCGACAUCCCGGGCGAGAAGAGAUUUUUGGAAAAGUCAUUCGAGGUUCUUGAUAGAGAGCUUCUUUCUCGAAAUUCUCAAGGCAGUGUUGGCAUUGAGGAGAUCGAAAUUGAUCCGACAUGGGCGGAUGAGGAAUAG